Messenger RNA from Dioscorea cayenensis subsp. rotundata (Guinea yam), 724 nucleotides. RefSeq names its product putative hydrolase C777.06c. NCBI's taxonomy places the organism in Eukaryota, Viridiplantae, Streptophyta, Magnoliopsida, Dioscoreales, Dioscoreaceae. The transcript has 5 exons. The annotation marks the transcript as partial. The record is from RefSeq and is a predicted model, not a curated record.
GUUACACCUUUGCCUGUGUGGCAUGGAAAAGGUUACCGUUCCCUUGGUUUUCGGUUUGGUGAUAUCUGUUACAUAAGUGAUGUUAGUGAUAUUCCAAGAGAGACAUACCCACUCCUUGAGAACUGUGACCUUCUUAUACUGGAUGCACUAAGGCCAGAUCGUUCUUCUUCAACACAUUUUGGACUACCAAGGGCUCUGAUGGAAGUCCGCAAGAUACAACCAAGGAAAACACUGUUUACUGGGAUGAUGCAUCUGAUGGAUCAUGAUAAAGUAAAUGAAGAUCUUUCCAAGCUGAAGGAAACAGAGGGUCUGGACAUUCAGUUGAGCUAUGACGGGCUACGGUUGCCUGUGAAUCUGUAGAAUUCUUUUCGCGGUUUUCUCAUACAAACUUGAAAGUAUGAAGACAUUGCUCCUUUGAAAUUGAGGAUGUGAGUCCGGCAAAUGAGACGAUGCCAUUUGAUGAUUUCUGAAGUAUUGCAUCAAGAUGAUUGCAAAAUUUGAGCUAAACAUCGUAUCUUUACAGGCGGAUUGGUGUGAUCCUGAUUUUGACAUUAGUUUUUGAGGAUCAUGUGUACACUUGAAAUAAUUUUAUCCCCUGAUUAAACUUCUUGUCGCCAUUUGAACUUGUACCUUCAAAAUUGAGGAUUCAAUAAAAAUUACAUCGAUGUUGUUUGAGUCAACAUUUUGUAUUACAAUGAUGAUACAUAAACUCGAAGUAAUAGUA